GGCGCCUGCGCGGUGGGCGUGAUCCGGGCACUUAGGGCAGGAUGAACGCUGCUUUCCAAGAUGGCGACGGAGGGAGGAGGGAAGGAGAUGAACGAGAUUAAGACCCAAUUCACCACCCGGGAAGGUCUGUACAAGCUGCUGCCGCACUCGGAGUACAGCCGGCCCAACCGGGUGCCCUUCAACUCGCAGGGAUCCAACCCUGUCCGCGUCUCCUUCGUAAACCUCAACGACCAGUCUGGCAACGGCGACCGCCUCUGCUUCAAUGUGGGCCGGGAGCUCUACUUCUAUAUCUACAAGGGGGUCCGCAAGGCUGCUGACUUGAGUAAACCAAUAGAUAAAAGGAUAUACAAAGGAACACAGCCUACCUGUCAUGACUUCAACCACCUAACAGCCACAGCAGAAAGUGUCUCUCUCCUAGUGGGCUUUUCCGCAGGCCAAGUCCAGCUCAUAGACCCCAUCAAAAAAGAAACUAGCAAGCUGUUUAAUGAGGAAAGACUAAUAGACAAGUCACGCGUAACCUGUGUCAAAUGGGUUCCUGGUUCGGAAAGCCUUUUCCUAGUAGCCCAUUCAAGUGGGAACAUGUACUUAUAUAAUGUGGAGCACACUUGUGGCACCACAGCCCCCCACUACCAGCUUCUGAAGCAGGGAGAGAGCUUUGCCGUGCACACUUGCAAGAGCAAAUCCACGAGGAACCCUCUCCUUAAGUGGACGGUGGGCGAGGGGGCCCUCAACGAGUUUGCUUUCUCCCCAGAUGGCAAGUUCUUAGCAUGUGUGAGCCAGGACGGGUUUCUGCGUGUGUUCAACUUUGACUCAGUGGAGCUGCACGGUACAAUGAAAAGCUACUUUGGGGGCUUGCUUUGUGUGUGCUGGAGCCCAGAUGGCAAGUACAUUGUGACAGGUGGCGAGGACGACUUGGUGACAGUCUGGUCUUUUCUAGACUGCCGAGUAAUAGCUAGAGGCCAUGGGCACAAAUCCUGGGUCAGUGUUGUAGCAUUUGAUCCCUAUACUACUAGCGUAGAAGAAAGUGACCCUAUGGAGUUUAGUGGCAGUGACGAGGACUUCCAGGACCUUCUUCAUUUUGGCAGAGAUCGAGCGAACAGUACACAGUCUAGGCUGUCCAAACGGAACUCUACAGACAGCCGCCCUGUAAGUGUUACCUAUCGGUUUGGUUCAGUGGGUCAGGAUACACAACUGUGUUUAUGGGACCUUACAGAAGACAUCCUUUUCCCUCACCAACCCCUCUCAAGAGCAAGGACACAUACAAAUGUCAUGAAUGCCACAAGUCCACCUGCUGGAAGCAAUGGGAACAGUGUCACUACACCUGGAAACUCUGUGCCCCCUCCAUUGCCACGGUCCAAUAGCCUUCCACAUUCAGCAGUCUCCAAUGCUGGUAGCAAAAGCAGCGUCAUGGACGGGGCCAUUGCCUCUGGGGUCAGCAAGUUUGCAACUCUGUCGCUGCACGACCGGAAGGAGAGACACCAUGAAAAAGACCAUAAACGAAAUCAUAGUAUGGGACACAUUUCCAGCAAGAGCAGUGACAAACUGAAUCUAGUUACUAAAGCCAAAACGGACCCAGCUAAAACUCUGGGAACAUCCCUGUGUCCUCGGAUGGAAGAUGUUCCUUUGUUAGAGCCGCUGAUCUGUAAAAAGAUAGCUCAUGAAAGACUGACUGUAUUGGUUUUUCUUGAAGACUGUAUAGUCACUGCUUGUCAGGAGGGAUUUAUUUGCACAUGGGCAAGGCCUGGUAAAGUGAACAAAUAACCAUGGAAGCCAUCUCUUCCUACUGACUGUGUGAACCGCUGACGCUGAGCUUCAGAGCCGCAGGUCUGUGUGAGCUUGUCUGGAUCAGGCCCUGGGAUUCUCUUUGAAAAGGGUUCAGUGUAAUGUGAAUGUUAGCUCUGGAGGGAGCUAGGCCACCAGUGGGCUCUGCAGCCACCUAGGCAGCCUAGUGAGCUGAGGGCUCUGUGGGUCUCUGUAGGAGCUCUUCCCUCUCAGCACACUCCCACCUCACCCCUGCUGGGCUUCUGGGCUGGGGAACGGCUUUUGUCAUCACCCAGAGCCAUCACCCAGUGCAACAGGAGCGACAGGAGCAGGCAGCAGGUGACACUGCACUGGGGACAGGCGGGUCAGCCAUGCAUAUUGUCCCUCAGUAAAUAGACUUCACUAGUCACCUCCAUCUCCAGAUGCUUACAUGCAAGAAUUACAAAUGGGUAAUUUAACCCGCAGGUCCCUGCCGGGGUGACAUGGUGAGAGUGAGCUGGACCAAGGUGCUCCCACUCACCUGUCAGCUCUUGUUUCCUGAGACACUGGGUUCUUGCUUAUCUGCCUCUCCUCCAAGCUGCUGCUGGUCCUGUGCUCUCUGCCUCGUAGCCCCCACAGAUAGUUCCAGGGUGUUUCCUUACCGCCUGCCUCUGCGUGCAGAUUGUGUUGACUGUGUGCUGCCAAGCAGGAGAGCUGUUCAAACCUGUAGCUCAAAGUGACCCCUACACACACACACACACACACACACACACACACACACACACGAGAAGCACAGGGGGCUUUUUCUUAGAAACUAAAUAGCUUAAAGGCCUAAAAGAGGCUAAUGACAUUUUCUUUUUUGUUUAAAGAAAACCAUACCAUUUGAUUUUUUUUUAAAGACAUAGCUACUGUAUACCUGGAGAAAAAGAGUUGUUGUCCCUUAGUGUAUGGCUACCUGUAGAUGUGGGUGCCAUGAUGUAGUUAGAGGCUCUGUAGCGGCGCCUCUGUCUUGGAGCUGUGCCUCUGAAAUCAGCCUCUGCUUUUUUGGUGGACUCUGGGCAGCUCUUGAAGGGGAGGAGCCAGAGAAGAUUUCCUCUGGCAAACCAGGGCCCAGCGGGUCACAGAAUGAGGGCCAGCUUAAUGUACAACCUCAAAGAAGCCUUCAGCUACUUGCACAUUUCAUUUUUUGUCUUUCCCUGGAUGUCUGUAAAGAGUUUGACUAGUUUCCCUUUUGUCAUCAGAGACCAGGCUGUGUAGCCCCUUUGUGCCGCCUUCAGUGUGGCCUCUCAGUGGGUAGGUCAGGGCUAGCUAGUGAACAAGGCCCACAACCCAGCAGGACCCAGGGUCCCGGGACAGUAAGUCACGACAUUGAGUCUGGUUACGCUGAUUUCUUUCAUAUACAUUAUACAGAAGUGUGCUUUCUUUCUAGGCUUUCUCUGGUCUUUGCUGUAGAGUGUGUGGAAUAGAAUAAUGGAUUCUUAAGCCCAGAUAGAUAAGAGGAACACACCCAGGGCAAAGAGCAGAAGUCCAAGACACGUCUUUGCAUAGUACAGCAUCCGACCAGUUAUAAUCCACCUCAGCAACAUCCGCCAGGGCAGGCAGGAAAAUGGACUCCUUCUUUGGUUGUUCUGGUUUCUAAGGAACAGUUUGUUUUUAUUGUAUGUCCUGGUGGAAUAAGGCUUAAUUCUAUUAGCAUUGUAUUAUUGUAAAUUAGAAUCUAACCCAAACCAAGACCUGAAGUAUUUUGUUGUGUAAUUUUGAAAUGAAAUAUCCAGCAAUGUUGGCAAAUUUGGUGAGACCAGAAAAGCUCAGGCUCAAGAGUCGUCGUAUCCCUGGGACUAGGGGACACUGUUCAGGUUCUCUGCUGGAGAGACCUUCUCGGUUUUGUGAAGCCUGUACAUAGUGCUAGGUGGCUCAGGUGCACACACCCAGCAGGCACACACAAGUUCUCCCUGUGUGCUAGCUCUGAUCUUGACUCACCCGUCCCCAAGCAGAGAAAUCAGAGGAGGGCUGUAGAACCACCACGUUUUGGUAUGAGAGUGGCUCUUUUGCCUUUUUGGCCCUGCUUCAGUGGGGCGUGGCCGCUUCCCCUUCCACCUCCCAGGCUUUACACUACAGCAGGGACUAAUGGUGAUAGGCUGGGGUGUAGCUUAGUGGAACUCAACCUCCCCCAACCCCAUAAAGGAUAUAUUUUACAUUCUCUUUCUUUAGGGGAACAGGAGUUUCAUACAGGGUCUCCUGUAGCCCUGGCUGGCCAGAAAUUUCCUUUGUGUCUGAAGGUGACCUUGAACUCUUAAUCCUCCUGCCUCUUCUUCCCAAGUGCGGGAGUAUUAGGCAUACACCACCACACCCAGUGCCUCCACUGUAGACUCUGCAAGGACACAUCAUAAGAGUAAACAAUGUUGAGGUCACUGUUCUAAUGGUGAGCAACAAAGCGAGGCAAGUCUUGAUCUGGGUGCUGGUGCUGACCAGGCUCUGAUGCAACCCAGUCUGACCCUGCGCUAAGGCCCUUUCCUGUUCUACAGUUUUCAGUUUCUGGUGGCCUGUGCUGGCUUCACACAUUCUUCUAGGGACCCAGCAGGCCAGUGUACUCAGGAGCCUGUGACCACAGGGCCAGGGAACUAGAGGCCAGAUCUAUCUGGUUCUCAUUUCACCUUCGCAAUAGUCUUCCUGUCUAUGGUGGAGGGCCCUGAGGUCCUGGCCUCCACUCAUGGCCAGGGCUGACAUGGCAGAAGUGAACCCCCACUGAGCACAGCCCAAUUCUCUGACAUUUGAGUGAGAUUACAGGAGUUGAAAGGUAGGUAGAUGUGAUCCGCUGGUUGAGGAGACCUAAGUGUGCUCCCCUUGGCUUAGUGGCCAGGAUAGUGCACAUGAUGAAGAGAAAAGACUGGUUCCCCUGGACUCCUGAGCAUACCGUGGACAAUGGGGGCCUUGAGCAAGUGUUGACUCUGGGCUAGGACAAGACGGAUGCAGUGAAAGCUAUGUCAGUGGGAGCUAGAAUCCUGGAGCCCUGGUGAUGUUUGGAAACUCCUCAUCCACAGAAUUGCAAGGAAAAGGACACAGAGGCCACCAGAGUGGACACAUUCAUUGUCAGGCUCUUGUUGACUCUCAUAGCAACCAUGAAUUACUUGGCCACCAAAUACCAAGUUGACAUGUGCACUGUCGCAAGCAGUGUACUUCAAAGGCUCUUAUACACUCGCCUUUGAGAGUUUUUAUUUGAUUAUGUACUGUAAUAAGUUGGGAUAUAUUCAGUUAAAAUUUAUUUCCCCUGGUUUCUAAGUCAUUAACUAUUUAAAAAUCGUGCAUCUCCCAUAUGGUUGGCAUCACUCUUCCAUUGGCUGGCCAGAGACAGGGCAACACCUACAGAGACAGGGCAGGCCACCUUCUGUCUGCAGUGCUGCUCAAGGCACAGAAGGCGGGUCACAUACUAAAGUGGCUGCUGUCCUUAACCUCAGCUUGGGUGGACCUGGGCCUGUUUGCAUCUGCCUUCCCUCACUGGCGUGGUGGGUUUGCUGGAGGUAUGAGGGGCGUGGCUCUUUGUGCACUGUCUGAACAAGGGUCUGAGGGGAUAAGAGCUCCUACAGACACAGAUCAGGGCCAGUUGUUAUAUUCCAUCUGUUCUUGGCUUUGUCUAGACCAAUAGAUUUCAACUCUGAGGUAAGAAACUGUAGGUCAGAUGGCUUGCAGUGGCCAGCUGUUUCCUAGCUCCCUCCAACAAGGUGUGGGGUGAAGCUGAUGACCCAUUUAUGACUGUCAGCCUCAUUUCUGCACUGAGUCUUUGAAAAUGUAGCAGUAGUGUUUACUUAGCAUUAAAUGUCAUUUAUAAAUAAUAUUCAACAAGUAAAUAAUUCUUUGGGAUGACUAAAGGAUGUUUGUUUCCACGGAACCCCCCCCCCUUUUUUUUGUUCUAAUGCUGCACUACUGUAAUCUUCAGAUUCCUAAGAAAUGAGCACAAGGCUCUGCCAUAAUUGCCCGCAGAGUAAUCAGUGCUGAGGAUUAUGAGGGCACUGGGAGCUCGUCUUACCCAUUGCAGCUGCAAGACUCACCCCCCAGGGCCUGAACUCCUUUUAUGUACCUGUAGGGCCUCUUCACUGGAGGUCAGCUAAA
Messenger RNA from Myodes glareolus (Bank vole), 5847 nucleotides. NCBI's taxonomy places the organism in Eukaryota, Metazoa, Chordata, Mammalia, Rodentia, Cricetidae. The record is from RefSeq and is a predicted model, not a curated record.